Messenger RNA from Lolium perenne, 966 nucleotides. RefSeq lists its product as uncharacterized. Gene Ontology annotation, cellular component: nucleus. Gene Ontology annotation, biological process: ubiquitin-dependent protein catabolic process. NCBI's taxonomy places the organism in Eukaryota, Viridiplantae, Streptophyta, Magnoliopsida, Poales, Poaceae. The record is from RefSeq and is a predicted model, not a curated record. Gene Ontology annotation, molecular function: ubiquitin protein ligase activity.
GGACCACGCUUUCAGCUCCCCAAAAUCUCAAUUUCCCCACUCUUUCCCCAACGAACCCAGUGCCGAGCCAGGGGAGGAGCGUUCCUCUAGACACGAAUCCCUCGUCUGGCGCUGUCGCUGUCGCGCCGCCGCCCCAACCCGUUGCUUUUCCAUCCACCGGCAAGGUUCACCUGGAUCGCCAUCGCCGCGACCGCUGCAAACGGAUUGAGUCGACUGGUGGAUUGAGUCCGAUUCAACUCGGAAUCCAAUCUCAUCCGAUCCGUUCCAUCUAUAGAUCUGGUGGCUCCAGCCUCCGCAUCUUGCCCCCUAGCCGCCUCUCCUAGCCAUACCUGCUCCUUCUGUCGUAGAUGGAGCCAGAGAGGAUGUCGACCACAAUUAUCUACGAGGAAGUCGUGGAAGAGAGCCAAGAAGAGUAUUUCCAUCGCAGCUUACUGGAUUGGGCGCUUGGCCGCCGUGUGCCUUGGAUUGACUAUUCCGAGCAAGGCAGAGAAGAAGACGAGGAGGAGGAGCGGUUCAGGCUGGGUCCCAGAGUCCCGGCCUCGCGCGAGGCCGUCAAGGAGUUGAAGGCGAUAACCUGGGCGGCGGCCGGCGCUAGGCUGCAGACUGAGUGCGCCGUGUGCCUCAAGGACUUCGAGGCGGAGGACAUGGUCAGCAAGAUGCCGUGCGACCACUGCUUCCAUCACUGCUGCAUCUCGCAGUGGCUCCGGGUCAGCUGCGUCUGCCCCCUCUGCCGCCACGCGGCGCUGCCCACUGCAUGAUGGCGUCCACCGUCGACGCUCCAGUUAGCUUUUUGUGUUUGGCGGCACUGUCCCUUUCUCAAUGUAUGUAAACCUAGGACAGGAGCAGGGCGUCACAAUUUGAUCUGUUCCUAGAGCAACUAUGAUGCAAAACUAGCUCCUGUUUUCCCAGCAAAUUGUUUAUCUACUCCUCAAUGUAAAAGUGGUACCAGUGCCAUGUUUUCUUUUU